Cydia splendana is the source of this 3914-nucleotide messenger RNA. It is a transcript of the gene Plap, whose product is annotated as phospholipase A-2-activating protein. Bases 70 to 2388 code for a protein of 772 amino acids. Gene Ontology annotation, molecular function: ubiquitin binding. The record is from RefSeq and is a predicted model, not a curated record. The transcript has 16 exons. Gene Ontology annotation, biological process: proteasome-mediated ubiquitin-dependent protein catabolic process; ubiquitin recycling. Gene Ontology annotation, cellular component: cytoplasm; nucleus. NCBI's taxonomy places the organism in Eukaryota, Metazoa, Arthropoda, Insecta, Lepidoptera, Tortricidae.
GACAUCUUCUCUCACCGCGAUUGUUUCGAUUGUCACGUACGAUACCGUUGAAGAUAUUUAUUUGUAGCAAUGGCUGUACCGGAUUAUAAACUUAGUGCAGUUUUAUAUGGCCAUUCCUUAGACGUGCGAUGUGUGGCGAAGACCAAAGAAUCCUGUAUAUUGUCUGCCUCUCGCGACCGAACCGCAAAAUUAUGGCACCCUGAAGGGGUUAAAGAUUUCAUCAACGCAGUCACAUAUAAAGGGCACAAAAACUUCGUGUCGUGUAUUUGUUGGCUGCCGCCUUGCGAAGCUUUUCCGGACGGCAUCGUAGUGACCGGCAGCAACGACAAUACAAUUUUAGGCUAUAACUUGCAAGAUGGCAGCAUCGUGUUGACCCUGGAAGGUCAUGAAAACGCCGUGUGUAGUGUUACACCGGGUUCUGACUCAGGAAUUUUGUUAAGUUCAAGUUGGGACAGCACAGCUAAAGUAUGGAAUGUGAACAAUCCCCAUGCCACUCCUGUAACAUUGAAGGGGCACCAGGCCGCAGUGUGGGCAGUGGUGGAGCUGGGUAAUGGGACAUAUGCCACAGCCUCGGCUGAUAAAACCAUUAAGCUGUGGAAAAAGGAUGGAUCUCUUAUAACCACACUGGCAGGUCACACUGACUGUGUGCGAGGGCUGGCCGUGGCUGGUCCGGACUCGUUCCUUAGCUGCUCCAAUGACGCCUCCAUCAGACUGUGGGCUAACAAAGGAGAGUGCCUUAACACUUACUACGGACAUUCUAAUUAUAUUUAUAGUAUAAGCAUUCACCCGGGCCUGAACGGCUGGGCGACGUGCGGCGAGGACGGCUCGGUGCGACUCUGGUCCGCCGGGGACUGCGUGCGAGAGAUCCGCCUGCCAGUGCAUUCUGUCUGGAGCGUCGCUUGCAUGGACAAUGGAGACAUUGUUACGGGUUCCAGCGACGGCUUAGUCCGGGUCUUCACCAAGGACCCGGCGCGCUACGCCGACGAGGCGACGCUCAAGCAGUUCGAAGAAGACGUUGAGAAGCUGGCAGCCGCCUCACAGCAGGAGAUCGGAGGGUACAAGCUCUCUGAAUUGCCCGGCCCUGAAGUCCUACUGGAGCCUGGCAAAACGGACGGUCAGACCAGACUGGUCCGUCGCGGCACCAACGUGAAGUGCUACUCGUGGAACGCGGCCGCCGGCAGCUGGGACGAGGUCGGCGACGUCAUGGGCGCCAACCCGUCCACCGAGGGCAAGACCAUGUUCCAGGGGAAAGAGUACGACUUCGUGUUCAGCGUGGACAUCAAGGAGGGCGCUCCGCCGCUGAAGCUGCCGUUCAACAAGACCGAGGACCCCUGGGUCGCCGCACAAGCCUUCAUACACAAACAUGAUUUGCCUCAAGUGUACUUAGAACAAGUUGCAAACUUCAUCAUCACUAAUGCCAAGUUGGAUUCGCUCCCCGCUCCAAGUAAUGGGUACUUCGACCCGUUCACGGGCUCGUCGCGCUACGUGCCGGGCUCGGAGCCCCUUGCGGCCGGGCUGCCCGCGCCCGCCGCCGCCGACCCCUUCACCGGCGCCGCCGCGUACUCCACGGCAGCGGCCGCGCAGACGCAACAAACCCUGCAAUCCAACGAGAAACCGCUCAUACCGCACGACGCUUACAUCAGAUUCGAUCAAGCGAACCUAACUGCGAUCCACGACAAGCUAAAAGAAUUCAAUAGUAAGGUUGGAGAUGGACUGAGCGCCCUGACUGAACAACAACUAGCUGAUAUUGUUAAAUUAGGUGAACUGAAUAGCACUUAUAAUCCCGAAACCAUAGCCUUAUUGAAGAAAACUUUAGAAUGGCCAAAAGAAAUCCUCUUCCCGGUAUUAGACGUGACGCGGCUAGCAGUUAGAAAUAAAGAAGUCAACGGUCAAAUAUUCGACACGACGUACGGGCCGGACUUCGUCAAAUACUUAUUGACUUUGUUAGCUCCAGGCAAUAUCCCGGCGAACCAAAUGCUAGCGAUGCGGGUUCUAGUGAACGCGUUCAGCGACCUGCCCGGCGAGAUGUUAGUACUGGCCGCUCGUGAAUCCGUCGCGCACUGCAUCAUCUGUCUCACGCAGCUCAGCGCCAACGCGCAGAUAGCAGCGGCAUCUCUGUUAUUGAACUUGUCGGUGGCGCUGGCGCAACAGAGCGACUCCCCCGACCUCGCCGAUUGCAUCCUCAACCUGCUUAGCAAGAUUACUGACAACGAAGCCUAUUUCAGAGGGUUAGUCGGCCUCGGCACGCUCCUCGCCGAGGCGCCAAACCGUCUCGUGAUCCAGACCAAAAUCGUGUCCAACACCGCCGUGCACAACCGCCUCAAGCGGGACAGCGGCGACGCCAACAAGGUCGCCGUGUGCUCCAGGCAGAUCCUUAGCCUUUUAUAAUAUUUACAAGCAUUUGUAAAUACUAACUAUAAAAUAUAGGGUCGUUUGGAUCCGGCAAGACUCGUAACCGGUUUAAAAUACACCUUUUAAUACCGAUUUAUUCUUGUUCCACUUUUCCUUGAGAACGCGAACGUAUUAACCUUUGACGUUAUUCAUAAAAGCUUGUAAACUCUAACAAACCGUUGAUGAUCGUUUGUCCCUAUCCGUCAUUUUGAGAUUUCUGUUAGAAAGAGACAACAUUUAAAGGAGGUUUGUAAGAGGUUGCUAAGUUUUAUGAAUACGUUGCUUUAUCUUUCCUAAAUUAACCGGUUCAUAAGGUUCAUUUGAUAAACAGGGGGAACGGACGGCGGGCGGGUGGUAAAGUACGAGUUUUCGGCCUGUUGUUGUUUAUAACGACUUACCUAAUUGAUUCUAAACCGGUUAAACCUAAAUAAAAACUAUAAAGAAUAACUCUUCAAACCGGAUUAGCAAUAACGGAUUUUAGAAUUAACGAAACCGAAAUAUAAUAACGAAAAAAUAUGUCAAAUAUAAUUAUAACGUUUGUAAAUUUAACCGUACCCGAGCCAUGGAUUGGUAUUCUGAAUCAGAGAGUAUUAACCUUUUGGACGCCAAUGACCGAUAUAUCCGCACCGCAGGUUCAACGCCAAAGACCGAUUAAUCGGUCACAGACCACAGAGCAACACCAGACCUACAUGCAUAUGCAUAAAGUUCAAUUUCAGUUUUGACACUUCGGUGACGUGGCGUCCGAGUGACAGCUUUUGUGUUUGACACGGCGUCGAAAAGGUUAAUUACAUGACAUGCAGUUUCGUUCGAUUAUUUACUAGUAUAUGGUAAGUCACAGUUAUCUGGAGUGCUAGGAGAAAAGGUCUCACAAUAAUGCCAACGGAAGGAGUAAUAAUUAUUAUAUAAUGUAAUAUUCAUUUUUUUAUGCUAACUAAUCUAUCUACUGCCAGACUGUGAUGAACUUUUAUAAAAUAAUAACAAUGUUCAAAGACUUAAAGCAAUUGUGAAAUGUCAUGUUCCGGUUUGUGUUAUGCUUUUCGCUGUAAAAUAUUCUCCAUAAGGCUGUUAAUGUUAGCGAAUAUUUUUCGCUUAAUUCUUACUAAUAGUUGACUUGCCUAUAGCAAUUGAACACUUAUGGCGUUAUUGAUAAACGCACUACAAGCCUCAAUUAGCUAUUAAUUAAAUUUGUCCUAAUCUGUCAUUUUGACUUAUGUAUAUGGAAGAAAGGGAUAAAACAAAUUAACUAAUUGAGACUUGGAAAGUUAUAUGAAUAAGGGGGUUAAUAUCUAUGCCUAAAUAUAUGUGGGUCAUAAAAUAUUCACAUUUUAAAGCAAUAAUUUUCGUACAUGUACCGAUCACGUGCCCAGUUUUGAAAGAAACACAAACUUUAUAUAUAAACACUAUUUAAUGAUCUUAUUUAAUAUGUAAUAAAGUUAUAAUACAUAAUUUACAGUUGCUACGUAUCGAUAACAGCGGUGUUUAUGUUCAAUAGCAAAGAUUAAAUAAUUUUAAUAUAAAAAUAA